Messenger RNA from Pomacea canaliculata, 3606 nucleotides. RefSeq lists its product as uncharacterized. The record is from RefSeq and is a predicted model, not a curated record. The transcript has 5 exons. The coding region runs from base 134 to 2284 and encodes 716 amino acids. Lineage: Eukaryota; Metazoa; Mollusca; Gastropoda; Architaenioglossa; Ampullariidae.
GUAUUUGUUUCAGAAAAAGUAUCUUAAAGAAGCGCAGGAUGGCUGGCUUGACUGGGUUAAAGAGGCUUUCCCUGAUCUUGAACAUCGAUGUUAUUUCUUCCCCCCUGUCUUUAUAAGGCGAGUGCCGAUCACAAUGACAACUGUCGCAGAUCAAAGUGUUGUCAUGCUUGUAAAAGAAGGCGCACAGACCAGCGAUAAGAAUUCUAGCACUCCCUCAGUACAGACGAGCGACAUGGUUGACGAUGACGCCUUACAACAAGUUAUACUUAAUCUUAAGACUCUGUCGAAGGAACUGUUGAAGAACGAAGUAUUUAUGUGUUUGAGUCAGUUUCCGUUCGGUUCGUAUCUGGGAGAACCAAACUACGCUCCGGCAGUUGCCCAUCUUCCAUCACCAACCAACCUGCCCUCAGAGUUGCCCUGGAACUGGCGGCAAGGUGACUUUGAUGUGCUCCUCAUUCACAGACAAUACGGCUUUGUUGCAUUUGAAGUAAAAGCUGUUACAGGCAACAGCGAAACAUCAGUAGAAAAAAGAAUUGAGCAGACGACAAAAAAACUGAAGGAAGCUGUGAAGCAGUUGAACAAAGCGGAAGCCAUGUUGACACACCUGACUUCAGACAUCGUUCCCAACGUACGAAUCACUAAGACAAUAGCUUGUCCUAACCUCACAUCACAGGAAUUAAACGACUUUAUUUCUAACGAUGAGCAGUUGGAACAGGAUCUCUUCGAGUGUUUCAAAGUAAAAAAUGCCGCAGAUGUUGUCCGCUUGAUCCUCUGUUCUGAUCACCUGUGUUUACCUGAAACUGUACCACCUGAAAGAGAUAGAAAGAUACUGGCAUUGAAGGUUUGGUGGAAAGAUCAGGUGUGCGUGCCUGGAAAAAACUCACAGUUUAGCUUUGACUUGUACAGGAGCAUAAUAGCAAGGUUCUGUGGUCCAGCCUCUACUGUGACAGUGCCCUGCACAAGUGAACCUCGUGUCUGCAUCAAAACAAUAAGCCAGGCAGUUGCUCACGUGGGAGACUGUUAUACUGCUUACAUGACACUUUUUCCUGAACACAUUGCUUUGCUGACCAGAGAGCCCCCUAGGGUUUUCAUUGCUGGUCCUCCUGGUUCAGGUAAAACAACUGUGCUGCUUCUGGUGGCCAUUAAAUGGCUACAACACGGCAGCAACGUCUACGUCUUGAGUACGUGGGACCGUAGUCUCGCAGCAUCGUUCCGACUUUGCUACCUGCUACGGAUGGCACUUAAAACACAACAAAUAGACGAGGACACGGCAGGGCGGGUUAUAUUCCUAAAUAAGAACUUAAGAAACAAGAAUGAUGUGGAGGCAGUUUUAAAGGAGCUCACACGGGUGGCGACACAUGGACCGUUGUAUGUUAUCGCUGACGAAGUGGGGCCUGACUUUCAGUCGCAGUAUUACAUUUUCCCAGAUUUCUGCUGCAAUCUCCUUAGACAAAUUCAAAAUAGAAAUGAUGAUCUCCAUUUCUGGGCUGCAAGUGGCCAAGACAAUGUAGCACCAGACGAUCUUCUCGACUGGGACACAGAAGGGUGGGAACUGAACUAUUUCACCAGACCACUCCGCUCACCCCCAUCGGUGACCCGUGAAGUCAAACUGGCGGUGGAGAUCAGAAAUGGUACAGUUCCUGAGUACAGCGAGCGGAAUGUUCCUGAUCACUCGGAUGGUCCACCCGUUAAGUGGGUCUAUCAUCAACCUCAGGAGCAUGGGUGUCUAAGAGUUGAAGACUGUGUUGUUUGCGGGAAUAUAGUCGCUAUAUUCCUGUGCACAGAGCUCCGACUGAGUGUGUAUGCUUCUGCAUCAGUCAACACCGAUGUUCCUACUGCUAACAACAGACCCAUCCUUGAUUCAGCACCAGUCAACACCGAUGUUCCUACUGCCAACAACAGACCCAUCCUUGAUUCAGCACCAGUCAACACCGAUGUUCCUACUGCCACCAACAGACCCAGCCUGAAGUACAAAGACGUAAUGAUUCUGUCUUGGGUUAAACUUCGAGAGGACACCCCUCUGUUGAAGGCGUUGUCAGACGCUGAAGUCCCUGUACGUGUGAUGAGGGAUGAGGACAUCGAGGACGUGGCUACAGCCCGCAGUGACGUGGUGUGGGCGGCACAACAACAACUAGUCUGCGGUUUAAUGAGAAAAGUCGUUGUUGUUCUGAACAACUACGACGACAGUAAAGGCAAAUAUGUCUUCACACGACUACGCGCCAUGUCCAGGUGUUCUUCACAGCUCGUGGUCGUCUGCCCUCCUUCUGACUACGAACCGGAAUAAAUUAACUUGUAUAGGACAAAUAUGAAACAAUUUUUCCUGCUACUUUACGUUAUCAGAAAGUCGAUGGACACAUUUUAAAACUGAUAAACUCUUACAAAACAUACCGAUUAACAACAAUUGCUAUAUUUUUUAUUUAUACAUAAAACCGCUUUAAACGUAUGGUGGUUGCAGUGUCCGUGUUGCAAGGUGUUUCAGCAGUGAUGUUUUGAUAACAAUCUUGUUACACGAACAUCUCAACACAACACGUUUCAAAUGAAUACAAAACUAAGGAUUUUACUGCUAGCAGCAGCUCCACCCCUAGCUAACCUGCAAUACAACUUUUUCUGGGUUGAACUUUCUAAGGUUAACUUCAGCCUACAAAGGCCCUAUAACAGUUUAUGAGGGUUUUUUUUAACUGGACACCAAGGAUAUGGCUGCAGCCUAUUGUGAUGUCACAUGGCUGUCUGACACCAAGCAGCUUGCAACCCAAAAAGAAAAUUCAUCGAUGUACUAAAUAAGUACUACAACAUUUAAAUCGGGUACGUCUCCAUUGGACUACAGUCCAGGUCUAGGUGCAUAUCAUAGCUGGUUGUCGUAUAUUCUCCGCCCGGAUGUCAACCAACCCAAUCUAAAAUAUAACCAAUCAUGCUCUGAGCCAUGGGGACAUCGCUCUAAAUAUAACACUGAAGAAUACAUAAACAUUAUCCUUUUAAUUUUGAAUUCUUUAAAUUCUUUAAUUCCAGGGAAGCAACAUAGUGGCUGACACAUAUACUCUCAAUGUGUAAAUAAUAAUUAGAAUGAUUAUAGUAGAGUAUUUUUGUGUCCGGGAUGUUAGCUGUUGUAGCAGUAGUGUUGCGUUAACGAAUAAAUCAACACCUAAAGUUAGUUUUUCAUAGCAUCUGAAGCAUGUUAAAAAAUUAACAGUACAUACGUAAUAAAAAUAUUAUAUAUACAUGUAUAUAUGUCAUGUAUUUGAUGUAGCAAUGUUUAGAGCUAAAGUGCUUCCUCAUCUAUAAUGUUAUUAUAAUUACUGUUACUGUACUUUUUUUGAGACUUGUAUGAGUUGAAGGAAUUUGAAUAAACGUAAAUUUAAAACUAACUUCAAUGUAUAUGUAUACCUGAAAUGUAUGCCUUAGUUUGACAAUUACUUUGAAGUAUUCAUUAUGCUUGGUACUAAUGUUUAUUUUUAUUCGUUUCUAUUUUUGAUAGCUAGAAAGUAGCAAAGAUUCAUUAAAUGGGCAUGUCAGUCUAUAAAAAGCAAAAUAAACUUGAAAAAAAACUCAAAACAAAAAGCAAGAGAGAGAAUGAAUGAAGCAGAAACGAAGAGAAAGGAAAGAAAAGAA